AGGAUCCGCUUCGGGAAAGUCGUAUUCCUGGUCGUAAUGUUGGGUUGAUGGAGCCAGACAUGGAUUAAACUAAGUACUGUGACACAACAUCUGUAAAGAAGAGAGGAGGAGAGAUGUCAAGAGCAGAAACAUCUGUAAAUCUAUCUAUGGUUCCAUAAUCUGCAUAUUCAUACCGCGGGAACCACAUACUGUUUGUGGUUUGACAUAACAGACCAAACUCAUCAUAAUGGAAUCUCUCUCACAACAAGAGUCCAUUCUAGAUUGUCAGAUCUUACAACAAGACUCCAUGUUAGAAUGUCAGAUCUGUUUCAACUAUUACAGUUCGUGGCGUAGGCCCAAGCUCCUGGACUGCCAGCACACCUGCUGCUCAGUGUGCUUGACCCAGAUGAGGAUGAGCCAGAGUGAGCUGCGCUGCCCCUGGUGUCGCUGUGUCACCACUCUGCCCCCAGGGGUCUCUGUCUCCCAACUCCUAGAUGACCCGGACACUAUGGCCAUCAUCUCUGUCCCAUACACACCUGUCUUCAUACGGCUGCCGUGUAACGCCUACCUUCCAGUAGAACACCAUGAGAGGGCUACAGGGAUGGAGGAGGAACAUGGGAUGAGGGAAGGGGAGGAAGGUAGUUGUAAGAGCGCAUUUGGGACCAGGUUCUGCUUAGUGGUUGUUGUGGGAUUUGUCCUACUCUUACUUGUGUACAUUAUACUGCACAGCAUGACCUGCAACUCAGAACAGUUCACCAUGAUAUCCUGUGGCUGAAAGACUUGAUGAUAAUAAUAAGCUAUUUGGGAUCUUUCUCUCACUCCCCAAAAUUACAGGACAUUGUCACAAUGCCAGCAUUCAGGCUAUUUCUUAACCAGGAAUAGUACUGCCAUACUGAGUAAGGAAAUGGUUGUCAUACUUUGUAUUUCGAAUGUGUUCAGAUAUAUUGAAGAUUUUUAUUUUUUCAAAUUAUUUCUCAUGUCUUUGUGCAAUAGACAGUUAAAAAAUUAAACCAAUCACCAUUAUGCUUCUCUGUUGUGAUUCACCCAGAAAAGCACAAAUCAGAUGUUAU
Molecule: messenger RNA, 1049 nt
Organism: Salvelinus namaycush (lake trout)
Lineage: Eukaryota; Metazoa; Chordata; Actinopteri; Salmoniformes; Salmonidae
Product: E3 ubiquitin-protein ligase RNF152-like
Exons: 2
Coding region: 227-754 (175 amino acids)
Molecular function (GO): metal ion binding; ubiquitin protein ligase activity
Source: RefSeq, a predicted model, not a curated record